GAGAGGGAGAGAGAGACAGACAGACAGACAGAGAGAGAGAGAGAAGGUGUGUUUUGGAACAAGAGUUGCAUGGAUAAUCUUGUUCUGAGAUGCCUUUUGUGGUUCUCUGAAGCUGGAUUUUGAACCAAACAAACAAAAAAAAAAUCAUUUUCCUGAAACGAGGAGUACUUAAUGAUGGUGUCCGCUGACAAAUCUGCGGAGAUCUUCCCCGGUUUCACAGCGACUGGUUGUUAACAGGGAUCUAAGUAUCCGAGGUUACCACGGCGAACAGUCUUUGUUCCAGCGCUUUCCUUGCAGUGUGGACUGUUCGCUGUACUUUCUCUCACACCGGAUCUUUGAUAAGCUAUUGAUCGCUGAUCAAUAUGCCCUGCUGACGUAACACGGAGAUGGGCUGACUGUGGUUGACUCUGGUUUCUGGACUUGGAUAUGUCAGAGUGCGGGAGGUUCUGAAGAAUCUCCUCUCCUGAGUUAAACGGGGUGACAGAGACGGAGGCAGAGGCAGGUGGAUGGGCCAGCGCAUUCACGUCACUGUAGACUGUAGACUAGACCACUGAGCAGUAACGGAUAGACAGACAGACUGACUAACUUACACACUCACACCCCCCAUUCACGCACAGGCAAACGUACACACACGCACGCGCACACACACACAAACACACACACACGCACGCGCGCACACACACACAUACACGGACAACAGCAGGGCUCCGAGAUAAAUGGCUAAUAAACAGAUCAGUUUGCCUGCUAAACUGAUUAAUGGGGGUGUUGCUGGCCUGAUCGGAGUGACCUGUGUGUUCCCCAUUGACUUGGCCAAAACCCGCCUGCAAAACCAGCAGAAUGGCUCUCGCCUUUACACCAGCAUGUCAGACUGCCUUAUCAAGACCAUCCGGUCAGAGGGAUACUUCGGGAUGUACAGAGGUGCAGCCGUAAACCUAACUCUGGUCACUCCUGAGAAAGCCAUCAAAUUAGCCGCCAAUGACUUCUUCAGACAUCACCUCUCUAAGGAUGGUCAGAAGCUCACUUUGCUCAGAGAGAUGCUGGCAGGCUGUGGGGCUGGGACAUGUCAGGUUAUUGUCACGACUCCAAUGGAGAUGUUGAAAAUCCAGCUUCAAGAUGCAGGAAGAAUUGCUGCCCAGAGGAAGCUCAUGCCUGAGACGGUGGCACCUGGAGGCUCAGUGGAGGUGAAGUCGCCCACGGCCAUGCAGAUCACGCGGGAACUGCUACGCAGCAAAGGGAUCGCUGGACUAUACAAAGGCCUGGGAGCCACACUGCUCAGGGACGUCCCCUUCUCCAUCAUCUACUUCCCUUUGUUUGCUAAUCUGAAUAACCUGGGGAAGAAGGGAGCUGACGUAGCUCCGUUUUACGUCUCCUUCAUCUCCGGCUGUGUGGCAGGGAGCACAGCUGCUGUGGCUGUCAACCCAGUGGAUGUGAUCAAAACGAGGCUCCAGUCACUCACACGUGGGAGCCAAGAGGACACGUACAAUGGAGUGAUUGACUGUAUCAGGAAAAUCUUGCAUAAGGAGGGUCCCACUGCUUUCCUGAAGGGGGCAUACUGCCGCGCCCUCGUCAUCGCUCCGCUCUUUGGAAUUGCCCAGGUCGUCUACUUCCUGGGCGUGGGUGAAUUCGUUCUGAGUUUCCUGCCCAAAAGGGACAAGUAACCAAUCAGUUCCUCUCUCUUUCUCUCUCUCUCUGCCUUGCCCUAACACCCAUCAUGCAUUGCACCGGUCGGACCUUGGCCCCAACCCCCCCUUCACCAUUUGGAAGGUCGUGACUGGCAAAGGUUCGAGAUCUGAUGUGGACCAAUUUCGGGGUUUUGUUUGUAAUGUCUUGUUUGUGUGUGGGUUUUUUUUUUUUUUGUGCGAAAAUGGUUAAAAAUUUUAUUUGAAUAUUGUGGUUUUAGCAUCAGGUGUACAUGCUUGCCUGACACUCUUUUUGCCAAGAUGGGCUUAAUUUGCCCCACCCCCCCACCCCAUCAUCAUAAUCAUCAUCUGCUUUUCAAGCCACAAAAAAUGGCCUUGACUAUUUAAAUUAUUUACCAUAAAUAAUUUUAUU
This is a messenger RNA of Chanos chanos (milkfish), 2052 nucleotides long. It is a transcript of the gene slc25a22a, whose product is annotated as solute carrier family 25 member 22a. Gene Ontology annotation, biological process: aspartate transmembrane transport; L-glutamate transmembrane transport; malate-aspartate shuttle. The transcript is spliced from 12 exons. The record is from RefSeq and is a predicted model, not a curated record. The coding region runs from base 717 to 1658 and encodes 313 amino acids. Lineage: Eukaryota; Metazoa; Chordata; Actinopteri; Gonorynchiformes; Chanidae. Gene Ontology annotation, molecular function: L-aspartate transmembrane transporter activity; L-glutamate transmembrane transporter activity.